UCGCUUUCAAUUUCAGACUGUCAAACAAUUGCAUGCUGCCGAGUUUUAUUUACAUUCAGUUCAAAUUCUACAUUCUCGAUACAUAACUAUAUUCGAUGGAAAGUGGAUGUGUUUCUGAAUUAAAUGUUGUGCUUUCUUCCCAAAAAAAGGAUUUUUGCAAGAUGUUAUGAUGAGUGCUCUUCCAUCUGUUAAUUUAUGUUUUACGACAAUCUAGUGUGAAUUUUUUCUGCAGAAUUAGAUGGAUGCAUGGUUAUCAGUUCAUAUCUAGUGAAAAUAAAAAUUGAAGCUUGUGUCACGGAAUGAAAUAAUUAAUCGACUGUACAAUUGAUCGAUUUAUUGUAUGCAAGUGCUGUGUAGAAUCAUUCUAAAUUAAAAGGUGGAACAAUUAUAGACGGAAUUAUCCUUUUUCAGUUUGUAAAAGCUCGAUAAUGAUUCUUGUUUACAAUCAAGACAAUCAGUAUUUUACAUAAUGGAUUUUAACCCAUUCGAACAAUGAAAACUUCAUUCUGUAGUGGUGUUGAAUGUCCAAAAUUAAUCAGUUAUUCGGAAGGGUAGUUGGCGUGGAAAACUUUGUCGUUAAAAGAACGCAAUGAUCAAAACAUAGUGCGAGUACAUCCGAAAAUGUCCGAAGACUUCUCUAAUAAUCAUAGUGCGAAAUAUUCUGAUAUUGUGAAUACUGCAAAUUUUUACCAACAUAUAAACAAUAUUUCCGAAAAUAGCGAAGAACUUGGCCAUCCAUACGACCACAUCUACGCAUCAAACAACGACAACUCGAUACUCAACUCGGAUAUCGAGACGCAUAAACAGAAACCGAACUGUCAAACUGCCGAUAGUGAGGUUAGGUUUUUAAAACAGUGGUUGCUUCUACAUUUAGACUUAAUUCAGCAACAAAAUGAGGAAAUUUUAAGUAAAGAAAAAACUAUACUCAUACUACAACAAGAGAAUGAGAUGCUUAAAGAACGGUUAAAUUGUAUGGAAGAGACUGUUUCAUUGGUGGGUAACAAUCAGUCAGUAAACCAUACUGAAGAAAUAAAAUUUAAAGUAGAAAAACUUGCUGAGGAUAUGACCCAGGGCUUGGGUUCAUGCAAUGAUAUCAAAGAUGCAACUCAACUUGCAGUGAAUUGCAAUAAUGUGGAUAGUACUUCUAUAGAUUCUGAAGUGCAGCAAGAUUGUAAUAGCAGUGGUGAAUCUAAGAUUGAAAUCUGUGAAAAUAUUCUCCUAAAUUCUAUUGACUGUAUCAGUGGUUCAGUUGAUCCCUGUGCCGAAUUGAACUUUGAUUCGGGCAUUGAUGCCAAUGUGAGAACUGAGAGUGACACAUUGGAAAAUUUGAGUUCCUGCGUCGUCUACAACUUUUCGAGUGAACUGGACUCUAUGAGACAUUUGAAAAUGAGUAUACGAAGAAAACGGGUUUGUAGUCAUUCUUCGGCAACUUCACAGAAUGGAUACACCAUUGAAGAGAAAAAAAUUAUCAAAAGGUUCAAGAAAAGGAGAAAGAAGAGUAUUAAGGACAAUCAAAUAUUAUGCACCCCUGAUUUUUAUGUUAGUCAAAUAGGAGACCCCAUUCCUGGAAUUCCUAUAUCGUAUGAAACCGAACCAGAAACUGAAGUAACUGACAAUGCGGUUCUAGAAGUGCCCCGUUGGAGAGUGAAAGUAUACGCAAGUUGCUAUACCAUGGAAGGCACUGAAAACUUGGAUGAUGAAGUAUUUUUGCGGAGACAUAACCGAUUAGAAAUAGAUGAAAGACGUAGGAAGAGGUGGGAUGUACAGAGAAUCAGGGAGCAAAGAGUUAUCGAAAAAUUGAAAUUGAGACAUGAAAAGGCGGAGUACCAAGUAAAAGUUGAAACUUCAAAUGAACUAAGCACCCCCUUUUGGCCAACCAUGGAUGAUGUAAAGAUCAUUGAAGUUUCUGAAGAAUUGCCAGUAGCCAGUUUUGGAACGCCUCUACCUAGAUUUGGUCAGAGUGACUUCGAUAUGACUUGGUUAGAUGCUCUAGACACCAGUUCGAUUAGAGACAAAAUCCUUUUUAAAAAAGGAUUGAGAAGAAGAAAAUUAAAGAGAUAAGUGAUCUGUCGAAUGGAAAUUUCUUCAAUCACACUUUAUGUCUGGAAAAAUGUGAUCUUUGUUAAGCUUCAGAGUAAACCAGUGACACGAUUCAACAAGUUGGAUUUUAUUUACUUAGUACUCUGUCCGAAACUCUCAAGAUGUACAUUUUCUUUCCGAAUAGUUUUUUUUUAUUAGUAAUGUGAUAUACUUGUUUUGUUGACCACAUAUCAUAAUUUAUAAAUUAUACAAUUCAUCUUUGUUGGUUAUAUAUGUUGAACGGCUUCUUCAUUCAAUACAAUUGAUUUCUUCCGAUUAUUAUACUCGAGAUGUUUUGAGCCUCGAUUGGUCGUAUGGAGAAUGAUUUCAAUUUGAAUUUCUGUGAUAAAUUCAAUUAAAUAUUCGUAACCUAUGAUAUUAUGUUUGAUCUUGGAUUUAUGACUAGAGAUAUAGAUCGAUAAUUAGGUACUUACUUGAUUGUAUAUAUAUGGAAAACUGAUGUUGACAAAUCGUUUGUUCUGUUCUACAUCACUAAUGAUUUCUUUUUUUUUUUUUUCAGUGUUUACCAAAUGAAACUUGUUCCCUAGUCAUAAUCAUGUUUGUUUAGAUUCUAUAUUUUCUUAGUCAAAUAGUGAUUUUCAUUUCAUUCGUGUUUUUUUUUUUUGUAAAACAGUUACAACCCCCGAUAAUUUCAAAACGGUAGAUUUGCUUAUUUUUUUUUGUGUAAUUUAGUAUGAAUAAGAUUGUUGAAAAAUACCAAUUCAUUUUUUGUAAUAUCCGUUGACUGUAUUGUAGAAUGAUUUUUUGAAAUGUAAUGCUGAAGGCUUUCACAUCUUGACAGUUCUAAUCGGUUUUUCACCUAACAUUUCGUCUGCAACUAAGAAAAGCUUCUUCAGAGAUUUCUCCGUCUUUGAUUCUGACUCAACUAAGUUUCUUCAAAUUGGUGGUGUAUUAAAUGUAGAUAUACAGGCGCUAUGAACUAAGGGUGAUUCUUCUCUCCUGGUGAUAUUAUUGAAGGGCCAUAUGUCAAUAUGGUUUGAAAUGUCAUAUGUCAAUAUGGUUUGAAAUGUCAUAUGUCAAUAUGGCUUGAAAUGCCAUUUGUCAAUAUGGCUUUCUUUAUAAUUCUUAAGAAGUGGCUCUUGAUGUUUUCAUUGAUAGCCACAACAUUUUGGUCUCAAAGACAGGAAUUCGCUCAAAUAUCAAGAACUACUAUCUGAGGAGCAAUCUUUCAUACCGCCUAGUUAUCAGGAAUUUAUUGCACUCAUACUAAACCAGCAGAAGUAGGGGAAAUAGACUCCACUUAACGAAAAAGGUAUACAUACAGUAUUUGGAAAAAAUGACCAUGAAAUAUGGUGCUGAGUUAUUAUCAAAGACCUGGAAUUCUCUGAAGAUGCCUACCACAGUUGUAGGCGGUCAGGUGUUAAACCGAUUAUACCCUAGAUUUUUCAGACUGUGUUUUUGGAAUAUAUACGCAAACAGCACUUCCAUUUCAGAUAUUCUAAGAUGUAAAUGUUUCAUGAAAAUCCCUCUAUUAACGUGGUUGAAACGAAAAGUUUCAAAAAUAAGGUGAAUGAAAAUCAGUAUUUCUAAGAAACACCCCUCUAGCUUUGUAAAUAUAACACAGAGCUACUGUAAUUAAGAAGAAAGUGUACAGUUAUGGAAAAUUAAUGAAAGUAGGAUAAAGUUCGUAGACGGAAACUUCUCCAAUCUUUUAAUUGUAAAUAUACUAGAAUAUGGUGAAGUUGAAAUGAAAUUUUGUUGAUAUAGAUUUAAGAUUCAGAUUCCUUUGAAUUGAGGGUUCCAAAGAACUCGAUUUAUUUUUAUGAAACUGCAUUUUAAGUAUUGUAUGUACGAGACGAUGUGUAAAAAGUAAAUUUUUAUAAAAUUCA
This is a messenger RNA of Harmonia axyridis, 3929 nucleotides long. Its product is annotated as male-specific lethal 1 homolog. Bases 622 to 2061 code for a protein of 479 amino acids. Gene Ontology annotation, cellular component: MSL complex. The record is from RefSeq and is a predicted model, not a curated record. The transcript has 6 exons. NCBI's taxonomy places the organism in Eukaryota, Metazoa, Arthropoda, Insecta, Coleoptera, Coccinellidae.